AUUUGUUGAGAGCACUUUCAGGUUGUACUUCCGGGUGUGGUAGCUAACAUGGCGGAUAAAGAGAAAAAGAAGAAAGAAAGCAUUUUUGAUUUGUCAAAAUACAUUGACAAACCCAUUCGUGUAAAGUUUCAAGGAGGAAGAGAAGCCAGUGGUGUCCUGAAGGGGUUUGAUCCACUGUUAAACCUGGUGCUGGACGGUACCAUCGAAUACAUGCGUGAUCCCGAUGACCAGUUGAAGCUGACGGAGGAUACGCGGCAACUGGGGCUGGUGGUGUGCAGAGGGACCUCUGUGGUGCUCAUCUGCCCUCAGGACGGCAUGGAGGCAAUACCCAAUCCGUUCAUACAGCAGCAGGAUGGCUGACAUAUUCUCACUGUUUGUCUCAGAUUGUUAUUUACAAUGUUUUUGUUUUUUGUGUUUCUAAAAUGUAAUAAUUGCAUUACAUGCACAACACUUUUUGUUGUAAAAUGUUGAUCAUGAGAAGGGCACUCAGAAGCGCUACACUUAUGUUUCUUUGUGAAAUACCAACUAUAAUUUGACCUAUGAUACAAACAGUUUAGGUGAAGUAUUAUUGCAAAUUUAUUUUUAGACUUUUUACUUUGUUUUGAUAAGAAAAAUUAAACUUUAAAGAAUA
Boleophthalmus pectinirostris (great blue-spotted mudskipper) is the source of this 631-nucleotide messenger RNA. RefSeq names its product U6 snRNA-associated Sm-like protein LSm7. Lineage: Eukaryota; Metazoa; Chordata; Actinopteri; Gobiiformes; Gobiidae. The coding region runs from base 49 to 360 and encodes 103 amino acids. Gene Ontology annotation, molecular function: RNA binding. The transcript has 4 exons. Gene Ontology annotation, biological process: nuclear-transcribed mRNA catabolic process; mRNA splicing, via spliceosome. The record is from RefSeq and is a predicted model, not a curated record. Gene Ontology annotation, cellular component: U6 snRNP; U2-type prespliceosome; Lsm1-7-Pat1 complex.